Molecule: messenger RNA, 3513 nt
Organism: Esox lucius (northern pike)
Lineage: Eukaryota; Metazoa; Chordata; Actinopteri; Esociformes; Esocidae
Biological process (GO): cell redox homeostasis
Molecular function (GO): electron transfer activity
Source: RefSeq, a predicted model, not a curated record
CUAGCAGUGUCGAUUUCUUACUGCCAUCGACACAGACCAAAGCAUAAGAGACAGAGAUGGAGAGCUUACGCACACAGUGCCAUCUGGCUAUAUGAGCUCUAUUUGGAAGUACAGUACUGUAACUGCUGUAGAAAAAGGAGGGGGUCCGACGCUGCACGAUAAGAUGGGGGACACUGAGGGCAUGGUGCUGGGCAGGGUGGUCGUCUACUCUGUGAUGGGCUGUCCCCAUUGUGUGCAGGCGAAGAACAGCCUUGGUCAGCUGAGGCUGCCUGUUUGUGCUGUGGACAUGGGAGAACACCCAGAGCUCUGGGGGAGGGUUAACGAGCUGACCGGACAAACCACAGUUCCUCAGAUCUUCUUCAACAGUGUCCACGUUGGGGGGGGCGAUGACUUACAGAAAUUGGCUCCAGAGGAGUUGGAGCGCCUAGUGCGCCUGGUGAGGGAGGAGGCUGUCCCAGCAGAUGGCCCACCCCUGCCACAGGAGAACCAAUCACCUGGCUCAGACACGGUUGGAGGUGUUAAUGGAGAAUUUAUGUGUGACAGGGAUUUAUUAGGGGAUGUGGUACAGGAGUUCAAGUGGAGCAGUGUGAUUGGAUGUCAGUGGAGUGGACUGAGCAUGUGCAGAAACAGCUUCACAGGAGCCGGCUGGCUGCAGAAGGACAGGGGCAUAGAGCGAAGUAAGGCUUGUGAGACUGGACAGUUGUUACUGGACAGGAAGUACAUGGUGGGCAUGGCUGAGAAAGGGAAGAGGGAGGAGUUUGAAGUGAGUGACAGUCUGUACAGGCUGAUGGAACCACACUCUGCCCUGAAUGCAGGACAGACUGCUGCAUGCUCCCCUUUAAAGGCUGCAGAGUUGUCAGUCAUUCUGAGGGAUAUGAUCCUGAAGUUGUUUUCGGAGUAUCUCUCCACUGAUGGAAAGAGUGUGGAUUACAAGGCAAUGUCCCUGAGCCCGGUGUUUGAGCACUACUGCGAGCUGGCAGUGCAGCUACAGAGAGUAGAGCUGCUGUCUCUGACCAGAGAGGAGAAACUAGCCUUCUUCAUCAACACCUAUAAUGCUCUGGUGAUCCACGGAAACCUCCGACUGGGAGCCCCCACCAACAUGUGGCAGCGUUACAGGUUCUUUAACUAUGUAAGCUACCUGAUUGGAGGAGAGGUGUUCACACUGCAGGACAUAGAGAACGGAGUUCUAAGGGGGAACAGAAAGGGUGUCGCACAGCUUCUCAGACCCUUCUCUAAGACUGACCCUCGCCUACAGGUGGCUCUCCCAGACGCUGAGCCCCUGGUCCACUUCGCCCUGAACUGUGGCGCUAAGGGCUGUCCACCCAUCAAAACUUACACUCCACAGGACGUCGACAGUCAGCUGCGCACUGCAGCAGAGGCCUUUCUGGAGGACGACGGCGGCUGUAUGGUGGAUUCUGAAAAGGGAGAAGUCCGUCUCAGCCAGAUUUUCAAGUGGUACAAGGCAGACUUUGGAGGCACGGACGAAAAGCUGCUGAACUGGAUCCUGGAGCACAUGGGGAAGUCGCCCAAGAGGUCCAGCCUGCAGAGUGUCCUCUCCUCUGGGAAGAUCAAAGUCAGCUACCUGCCCUACGACUGGAGCACUAACAACUCUCACUGAAGCAGAGGAACAAGCCAUAUAAACACACUGUUUUGUCAGCAACACAAAGAAGCCCAGCUCAGCGGGGCAGAUAGUACUAACAUCAGUAAAGAGGUCUGUAUGUUUAAUCCCACACUCUCCUCCUCAACUACCAGGCUACAGCAUGUGGACCAUUUUGGUCUGGUUUUACUUCCUCUUCCUGGGUCUUCCAUUUUGAGCCUUGAAAGUGUUAAUGCUGCAUUUUAGCACACCUAUUUAUUAUAAAUUGUAAAGCAUUGAUUAAAAAUAGAUAUAUUGAUACUACAUCCAAUAGGAAGGCUUGAAUUCCAUGCAUGUUUAUGAUCCAAGUCAACACGUGACACAUUUUUACUUUUUUAACAAGAGAAUAGUUGCCUAUUUAAAUAACUGUUUUGUUCCUAAUUGUAGUUUCAUCUGUUUAAUGCACACCAGAUUUAGCUUCUCUCUGAAUAACUAGGUACUGGUUCACUACAUUGCUUUCAGACAAAGCUUUGUUUUAUUAGCACUCUGAGUAUCUUCUAGCACAUUUGUCUACAGCUCUAUUACAGGACAAUAGAGGGGUAGAUUCCUUGCUACCCACAAUGCACUUGUGUUCUCAGGUCAGCUUCCCCAUGUUAGAGUGGGAGGAGAGGGCUUUCUUUGUGAACAGAAUCAAGAAAACUGUUUCUUCACAAUAGAUUUUGUUCACCAAUCCAACACGGUUUGUGUAUGUACAUCUAAUGAGGCAAGGGGUACUGUCAAGAAGGGAAUAACUCAAGCCUAGAAACUAUUUAUGCAUAAGCCUCAACCUUUUAACGGUUUGUCUCGUUCACUUACUGAAAUGCAUGUUACAAUGACUGGAAUGCCAUAUUAGUUUGAUGCAUGCAUUCAUGUAUGCCUGGGCUAGUGUAUGUUCUAACCCUGAAGCCUGUUGAUAGGAUGACCCUGUUCUUUAGCCAGUGCCUUUUAACCCUGCAUGACAAAUACCUCAGACCCUGGCCACAUCCAUUGCUAGUCCUCUUUAUCCCCACUUCUGACCCUGUUACACAUCAGCCCGUUGUAGCACAGAACUUAGUACUCCAUACUACCGCAGUGGUAACUACAUGUAAGUACUACUGUGUAGACCUGUUUGCAAGUUACUUUAACUUGGGCUGUGUUCUUCAAUCCUGAUCCUGGAUAGCCAGUGUUUUCCGACUUGUUCCGACACUUCACUGCCAGAACUGUGAACGAGACCAUGGCUAAAAUCCCAUGACCUUAUUCCCUUCAGCCCUCAAUUUGCAUGUUCAAGUGUCUCAAAGCUGAGGGAGUACAGCUGAUCAAGGAAUAAUUAGAAUCCAGUGGAGAGUUUGCAUCAAUUGAGCCUUUAAUAAGCAAAUUGGAAUUCCUUAAUGCACUACAUCUUCUCCUAAUUAUAUUUGUCUGAGGCUUGACAUGAUAGACCUUCUAAAGUAAAUGUUUAGUAAUGGUUCUCUAUCAUAUGCACAUUGUAUUUAGAAGUGGGACACGAUGUUCCAUCAAUCAAGUCAUGAGUGCAUCCCAUAGUUGAAGGGUUUAUAAUCUGCUCGGCCUCCACAUUUUGUCCGCAACACAUUGUAGGGCCACCCGAGCAAGUUGGAGUUAGGGACUGCUUUGAGGUUCAAGGUUUGAUUACCCCCAAGACCAGUAAUGAAGAACACUUAGUGGGGUUUUAAGUACCAACAAUGAGCUUUUACUCUGAAGGAGAGCUCAGUCUGCUACUAUGACUGUGUACCUCUUAAACUGACCUCAUCCCUCUUUGUACUUGAAAAAGUGAUGCAAACCUGUACAUAAUACUGUCAUUACUUUUGUCUGGCUCAAACUAUGAUCUAGCCAACUGAAGCAAUACUUUUGAUUGAAACUAUGAAAUUUGUGAUUUAAAAUAAAGAGUUUCUUAUAGUUCA